AUGCCUAAACUAUUAACUUUGAACAACGGUAUGAAGAUGCCACAAGUCGGUCUAGGUUGCUGGAAGAUUCCUAACGACAUCUGUGCCGACCAAGUCUACGAGGCCAUCAAGGCCGGAUACCGUCUAUUUGACGGCGCUACCGAUUACGCCAAUGAAGUGGAAGUCGGGAAGGGUUUGAAGAGAGCCAUGGAUGACGGAAUUGUCAAGAGACAGGACUUGUUUGUUGUUUCUAAAUUAUGGAACAAUUUCCACCAUCCUGAUCAUGUUAAAUUGAACUUGAAGAGAAAUUUGAAAGAUUUAGGCUUGGAUUAUUUGGACUUGUAUUACAUUCAUUUCCCAAUUGCCUUCAAGUUUGUCCCAAUGGAAGAAAGAUACCCACCUCAAAUGUACACUGGUAAGGCUGAUGAAGCUAAGGGAAUAUUAACUGAAGAAAAUGUUCCAUUAUUGGACACUUAUCGUGCAUUGGAAGAAUGCCAAAGAGAAGGUUUGAUUAAGAGUAUUGGUAUUUCCAAUUUCAAUGGGGGACUUGUUGCUGAUAUCUUACGUGGUUGUUCCAUUAAGCCUGUGGCUUUACAAAUUGAACAUCAUCCAUAUUUGACUCAAGAGAAACUUUUGGAAUAUUGUAAGAUUCAUGAUGUCCAAGUUGUCGGUUAUUCCUCAUUUGGUCCUCAAUCAUUUGCCGAUUGUGGUAUGGACCUUGCCAAGAAUACUCCUCCAUUGUUUGACCAUCCCGUCAUUAAGAAGAUCGCUGAAAAGCAUAAUGUGUCCACUGCUGAAGUCUUACUAAGAUGGGCUACUCAAAGAGGUGUUGCUAUCAUUCCAAAAUCUUCUCACAAGAAGAGAUUAUUGAGCAAUUUGAACAUUGAUGAUAAUGUGACUUUAACUGAAGAAGAUUUGAAGAGCAUCAGCGGUCUCAAUCAAAACUUGAGAUUUAAUGACCCAUGGGACUGGAAUAACUCAAAAUUCCCAAUCUUCCAUUAA
Molecule: messenger RNA, 981 nt
Organism: Naumovozyma castellii
Lineage: Eukaryota; Fungi; Ascomycota; Saccharomycetes; Saccharomycetales; Saccharomycetaceae
Gene: GRE3
Product: trifunctional aldehyde reductase/xylose reductase/glucose 1-dehydrogenase (NADP(+))
Exons: 1
Coding region: 1-981 (326 amino acids)
Source: RefSeq, a predicted model, not a curated record